UGCGGCGCAGCGAUUGGACGGCGCGUUGUGGGCGGGACCCCCAGGGGUUCAUCAGCACGCCGGGGCGCUCAGAGGGACCCCGGGACUCCCUAGUCGGACCAUGGUGCGACUCUGGGCCGCGGGGCUCGUCCCGCUCCUCCUGGCGGGCUUGGCCCAGGCCGCGCGGCAGCCGCAGCCGCAGCAGCAGCAGAUGAAGGUGGAUUGCUAUGAGGGGGUGACGGGCACCAUCUACGAAUACGGAGCACUCACCCUCAACAGCGAGGAGUAUAUCCAGUUCAAGCAGUACGCGGGCAAGCACGUCCUCUUCAUCAACGUGGCCACCUUCUGAGGCUUGACAGCUCAGUACAUCGAACUGAAUGCACUCCAGGAAGAGCUGAAGCCUUUGGGUGUUGUUCUCUUGGGCUUUCCCUGCAAUCAAUUUGGAAAACAAGAACCCGGAAAGAACUCAGAAAUCCUUGCUGGGCUCAAGUAUGUACGUCCAGGUGGUGGAUUUGUCCCCAACUUCCAACUCUUUGAGAAAGGAGAUGUGAAUGGGGAAAAAGAACAGAAGAUCUUUACCUUCCUGAAGAACUCCUGCCCCCCAACUUCUGAUGUUCUGGGCUCCCCGGACCACCUCUUCUGGGAGCCCAUGAAGGUCCACGACAUUCGCUGGAACUUCGAGAAGUUCCUGGUGGGGCCCGACGGCGUGCCGGUCAUGCGCUGGUUCCAUCAGGCCCCCGUGAGCACCGUCAAGUCUGACAUCCUCGAGUACCUGAAGCGGCCUGAAUAACCAGCCAGACCCCCCCCCCAGCCACCCUUUCUGGUAGAGCAGAGCCCCCCCCCCCGCCAAGAAGAACAGGCUUAGCGGAAUCUGCCUCGCUCUGCCUUUCCCCCACCCCAGCCCGCUGCAUACGCAAACCCCCCAGAACCACCCACCGAUGCAACUGUGAGUGUGUUUGAAGGUGAAGGAAAAGCAAAAGAGCAAAUCUCUGGCCCCCAAACAUCAAGCUUCCCCCACCCCCACUUUGCUCUCCACUCCAAAGAAAAAUCUUCUUUCAGGGCACAUGCUCAUCCCACCCCAGUUUCUCCUUGUGAAAGUUUUAAAAAAAAACAACUGUGCGGAAGAUGCUCAAGCUCCCUCCCACAGACCCCCCCAGGCGGGCAGUGCCAGCUCCCCGCGCUCCAGGAUCAACCCUCCUGCGAGCUUCUCUUGGAGACAGCGAGCAGAAAGCUCCCCUCGGAGGGAAGGAGGGACAUCUCCAUGACGGUGGGUCCCCAAGCCCCUCGGGGUUGGACCCGACCAGACCCCUGCUGGGUGUCCUGUCCCUUUGUGCAUUCAGGUCAUGGCACCGGGCACUGAUGUCCCCUCAUUCUCAAUGAGGAGUUUUUGCCUCGCCCCACGUCUCCCUAACGCUGAUCACUGUCUCAAAUUAAAACUCUCUGCUGCAGCUGGA
Molecule: messenger RNA, 1433 nt
Organism: Sorex araneus (European shrew)
Lineage: Eukaryota; Metazoa; Chordata; Mammalia; Eulipotyphla; Soricidae
Gene: GPX6
Product: glutathione peroxidase 6
Exons: 5
Biological process (GO): response to oxidative stress
Molecular function (GO): glutathione peroxidase activity
Source: RefSeq, a predicted model, not a curated record